Engraulis encrasicolus (European anchovy) is the source of this 1301-nucleotide messenger RNA. It is a transcript of the gene ppil6, whose product is annotated as peptidylprolyl isomerase (cyclophilin)-like 6. Gene Ontology annotation, biological process: protein peptidyl-prolyl isomerization. Gene Ontology annotation, molecular function: peptidyl-prolyl cis-trans isomerase activity. Lineage: Eukaryota; Metazoa; Chordata; Actinopteri; Clupeiformes; Engraulidae. The record is from RefSeq and is a predicted model, not a curated record. Bases 108 to 989 code for a protein of 293 amino acids. The transcript has 8 exons.
CGUUUGUUUACAAGUCCACGCUCACGAGGAAAACCCAGGGGGCUUGCUGGAAGUCAUUGCUGAAAACCAUACAAUUAAUGGAUAGAAUCUAAAUCAGACUUCUUGCCAUGACUUCCACCAAUGCAGUGGAAGUUGUUGGUCAUUUGAAAGAGCAUCAUUUUCAGACUGCGAAGGGAAUUGCAGAGGGAUUAAAACAGAAGUUUCCAUCAUCGUUUGCAGACCCCAUAGUUCGCCCUCUGGUAGAAUGCGAUUGGCACACAUAUCUAAGCAACAAAAGGAAGGAGCUACGAGGAGAGGUAUGGAAUUUCAACGCCUCGGUGGUGGUUUACCUGAACGGCCGGUUAAUUGGAGAUGAAAAGCAGUUAGCUAGGUGGGCGCACGAGGAGUGGGGGUUCGCCCUUCACCGGCCUCACGCGCUCAACCUGGCUCUUGCCGAGGACUACUACAGAAACCACCUGCGUGACACUGGGCACAUGUUUGCAUACUUGGAUGUAGAAGUCAGAGGAAAGCUCCAUGGGCGGCUACUGUUUGAGCUGUUCAGUGACAUCUGUCCGAAAACGUGUGAAAACUUCCGAGCUCUGUGCACAGGAGAGAAGGGCAUAUCUGAAAGUGAUGUCAUGCUCUCUUAUAAAUGUUCCAUAUUUCAUAGAGUCGUACCUAAUGGAUGGGUACAGGGAGGAGAUCUCAAUACUGCUGCAAAGGGGAACGGUGGCGAGUCCAUUUAUGGCCCAACAUUUGAAGAUGAGAGCUUCGCUGUGUCACACACCAAGAGGGGCAUUCUGGGAAUGGCCAACCAGGGUCCCCAUAGCAACGGCUCUCAGUUUUACAUCACUCUGCAGCCGGCACUGUGGAUGGAUCGGAAAUAUGUGGCCUUUGGGCAACUAAUUGAGGGCACAGAAGUGCUCCAACAACUGGAGAAUGUGCCCACCCAGAACGAGAGACCCACACUGUACUGUAGAGUAGUGGGAUGCGGAGAGCUCCAGCUGUGACUUCAGAAGUGUGUGCACCCACACUUUGUGCUCAGCCUCAAAAUGCAGAACAUCCUGAGCCAUGUUUGUUUUUACAGUUUCGUGUGUGUGUGUGUGUGUGUGUGUGUGUGUGUGUGUGUGUGUGUGUGUGUGUGUGUGUGUGUGUGUGUGUGUGUGUGUGUGUGUGUGUGUGUGUGUGUAAUAUUUGAGGGAUGUGGGGAAGGGCUGGCCUAGAGACUUCAUUUUAAAAGGCCAUUGCUUGGAUUUGAAAUCAGUCAUAAGUAAAUGUGGAAAAACAUGCGAAAAACACAAAUAAAUUAAUUUCACAAUCUA